AGAAUAUAUCAUCGAUGCAAAAUAAGAAAUAUUUCAUUUAUUAACACAGUUACACGUUCCUCCAGGCUCCACCUAUCUAAACUGUCCUGACUGAGGAGGAGUGAGUGCCUCCUGAAUCUAUUCGCAGCUGCUCCGUCGCUACCACGAUCCACUCCAGUCCGGAUUUGGCAAGGAAGGGAACAGCUGCUGUAACGUAUUAGCAAAUUCAAGAGAGAAGAUACAGGCAACAGCAGCAGCAGUGGAAUAUGAGGGGUGUAAAGGAGUCGCUGGGGCAGUUUUGGAGAGCGCUGAGGCAGCCGUAGAGGAUCAUGGCCGAGGACUAUUGGGAGCGCGCGGCGGCUUUGGGAUCAUAUUAUUACUGCUGUUAAGAUUACACGAGCAACGCACACUCCUACACACACACAAGGGAUCUCAAGUCCACGGGGCGUUUAAACAGUGGCAGCCCCACCACCCCCCUCAUCUCGGCCCCCCUUGCCCCCAAUAAUGGACCGUAUGAGGAAGAUCAAAAGGCAGCUGUCCCUGACGCUGCGGGGGGGUAACAGCGGGGAUAAGAACAUGAACGAGACCAUCGGCACUCAGGACACGGGAGCACACAGCGAUUCGGAGGCCAUGCCAGUUGGCGGCAGUCUGCGGGGUUCAGUGAGAGGUUCGGGGGCUUCCUUCAGCAUGCACUCCCUCCUGCAGUCGUACAGCAGCGCCCUGCGCAGACCACGCAGCCUGGGCCGCAGUCUCAGCUCCUAUCUCAACCACACCACGCGCCUCGAGAUUGUCCAUGAGGAUGUUAAGAUGGGUUCAGACGGAGAGAGCGAUCAAGCGUCGGCCACGUCCUCCGAUGAGGUGCACAGCCCCGUUCGAGUUCGACUGAGAAACAACCCCGGUCGGAAAAUAUCCACAGAGGACAUUAACAAGCGUCUUUCUCUGCCUGCCGAUAUCCGGCUUCCUGAUGGCUACCUAGAGAAAUUCAGCCUCAACAGUCCGCUGUUUGACAAACCGCUCAGCCGAAGAUUACGAAGAGUAUCUCUGUCCGAGAUUGGAUUUGGGAAGUUAGAGACAUACGUAAAACUGGAUAAACUGGGAGAGGGCACAUAUGCUACGGUUUAUAAAGGGCGCAGUAAAUUGACAGAUAACUUGGUGGCUCUUAAGGAGAUCCGCUUGGAGCAUGAGGAAGGAGCGCCAUGCACCGCCAUCAGAGAAGUGUCUCUUCUGAAGGACCUGAAACAUGCCAACAUUGUGACUCUUCAUGACAUCAUUCACACUCAAAAGUCUCUGACGCUGGUGUUUGAGUACCUGGAUAAAGACCUGAAGCAGUAUCUAGACGACUGUGGAAACUGCAUUCAUAUGCACAAUGUCAAGCUCUUCCUGUUUCAGCUGUUGCGAGGUCUAAACUAUUGUCACAGACGUAAAGUCCUUCACCGAGACCUCAAGCCCCAAAAUCUCCUGAUCAAUGAUCGCGGGGAGCUGAAACUGGCCGACUUUGGUCUGGCACGAGCAAAGUCGAUUCCCACGAAGACUUACUCCAAUGAAGUGGUGACCCUCUGGUACCGACCCCCUGACAUCUUAUUGGGCAGCACAGAUUAUUCCACUCAGAUUGACAUGUGGGGUGUUGGCUGCAUCUUCUACGAGAUGUCUACAGGUCGGCCUUUGUUCCCAGGCUCCACAGUUGAGGAGGAGUUGCACUUUAUCUUCAAACUGCUCGGUACACCCACAGAGGAGACCUGGCCUGGAAUAACCUCCAAUGAGGAAUUCAUCUCCUAUAACUACCCCCGAUACCGCGCCGACUGUCUCCAUAACCACACUCCACGAUUGGAUAAUGAUGGAGUUGAACUUCUUUCUAAACUGCUGCAGUUCGAGGGGAAGAAACGGAUGUCGGCGGAUGAAGCCAUGAGACACCCGUAUUUCCACUGCCUGGGCGAGAGAGUUCUCACACUGCCAGACACUACAUCAAUAUUUGCACUUCAAGAUAUUCAGCUGGAAAGGGAGCCGGGCAUGAGGACGAACUCUCUGUCAGAAUCAGUCAACAGCAUAUCUCAGCGACAGAGCCUGCUCUUCUGAGGACACGGGACAGAUAAGAGCAAGAAGACUGAAGACGUGAUGUUGAAGAUGAAGGGAUGUUUUUUAUUUUUUUCAUUUCACUGACUGAGUCAUUGCUAGUCCUGUGGCAUUAUAUGUACGGAAGGGGUCACUGUAGCUGUUUACAAAGAGAGGCUGACUACAAAGUCAUGUUUUUUUGUCGAUUGUGAACUUUUUUGCACCCCGCCCCUUCCCUGUGUACAUUACAAACAUGUUUGCUGUACCCUCUCAACCACUGUAUGUAACCAAUCAGACGCCGAGUCCUGUUGGAUAUCGGACGACUUGUGAAGGUUUCCAGUGCAUAGCUUCUUCUUCCAUUGACUGAAACGAAUCAGUGCGUUUUUGUAAUACUUUUCAAAUGUAAUGUGUGUAAAAGGAAGGUCAGUUUAUGAAGGAUUCUGCAUGAAUAUCAGACCACAAUAAGCCAAGUUAAUAUAAGUGAUAGAUUAUCACUGUAGUCUUCCAGAACAAUAUUACUCCUUUGUUGAUGUAAUCAGCCCUCCUAUCCAAAAACCUAAGGUUUAGUACUAUGCCAACACAGUUAUUGUGUGAUCAUCAUCAUCAGUCAUUAUUUAUGUUCAUCAGAAGAUUGAAAUGAUACUGUAUGUCAGUCUUGCUUCAAUGUUUUAAGUCAUUUCACUUAUAAUUGUUGUUUACUUGUUUUUUUGCCAUGCAAUACAUUUUGAUAAUCUUGAUGGUCACCAAAGACCCCAUGUUUCCUCUCCCAUCUGGUUUAACAUGGUUUGAGCUUCCAUAUCCAUCAUCGUGUUCAAUAUAAACCCAAUGAAGAAUCAGCCACACUGUGUCGAGGGCGAACGUUGGCAAGGAUCUCUCGUGACAUCUAAGACCUCCGAUGGUUCCUGCGGACACCUGGUCCAUGCCAUUUUGAUAAUUCUUCCAUUACUGCAGCACUUAGGCUGUCACUUUGGGUGAAAACUGAUCUGGGUUCAGUCGGUGAGAUGAGGCCGAGGAUUGUGUGGAGAACGGGUGGAUUUGUAUAGGGCUCGGGUUUCUGUCACUUUGCCGAACAGCUGAGCGUGGUACCGCAUCUCUGGCCGGUUGUUCAUACAGGAUUUAGUGCGCGUCGGUGUCGUGUAACACUACGGAUUUAACACAGUAGUUUCCUCGGGAUGUACAAACCAAGGCCUCUGUGCACAAUAUCAGUCUACAGUCCUGCAAAUGUGAUUAUUGGGUAAAUCUCAUGACACCUUUCAAGUAUAUGUCUGGGUCAAAUUACAUCUCAAACCCAAAUAAAGACGAAAAGAUGUUUCGCAAAAAGACAAUAAAACACUUUACCACCAUUUGGAUAUUACCAAGCCCCUAAGGUGACAUUGGAGUAAAAAAAAUCUAGAGUUUAGUUUCACGUGCACACGCGAAAUGUGAAACUUUUGCGCGUGCAAAGCUAAACGCGAUAGUUUCACGUGCACACGCAAAACUAAACUUAAAAAAAACCCGUGAAACUUACGCGUGCACGAAACUAAACGUGAUUUAAUUUUUUUCUCCAUGUCCCCUUAGGGGCUCUGUAGGAUAUUUUGCAAUUAGCAUGUGUUUUUCUUUCUUUAUUGAUAAAAGGUAAUCUUAUUUCUACACUGCAAAAAAUGAUUUUCAAGAAAAAAAAUUUUAGUUUUUUUUUCUUGUUUUUAGUAAAAAUAUGUUUUUAGUAAAAGUAUCUAAAAAAGUGAUUUUGUGCAUAAAACAAGCAAAAAAAAUCUGCCAAUGGGGUAAGCAAAAAAUCUUGAACAUUUUUCUUAAACACUAAAUUCAAGAAAAAUUUGCUUACCCCAUUGGCAGAUUUUUUUUUGCUUGUUUUAUGCACAAAAUCAAUUAAAUUUGAUAUUUUUGGUCUAAGAACUAGACUUAUUUUCUUGGGGUUUUUUGCUCAUCAAGAAAAGCAUCUUAUUUUAAGAAUUUUUAGAUAUUUUUACUAAAAACAAGACAAAAAAAACUAAGAAUUUUUUUCUUGAAAAUAAUUUUUUGCAGUGUAUAAUGUGAGUUUAGUUUUAUUUUUGUAUAUUAUACAUUUAAAUACAGUUGUUGUUUAAGUAUAAUUUAUUUUAAGGCAGUAUAAUACACAUUGCAGUAUUCUUUCAUAUAGUAAUUAUUGUAAUAAAAAGUUCAGAAUCAUCAUUUAGGAAAAACGAAUGAUAUUACACAACCUUACAUUAUGUUACAGUAAGGUGAAGUUUCAGAUAAAAUGUGCAAAUGCAAAAAAUAUUAACGUUCCCAAAAAUAACAAUCAUUUUCUUUCAUGCAAAAAAAUUUUCAUUUGAUUUUGAGGUGAAAUGUGACCCAGAUACUUCUUGUGAGAUUUACCUCUUAGCUUGAAUGCUGAGCAGUGUUGCCAGAUCCAGUUAUUAUAAGCGUCUUUGUCUGUUGUUUUUCCCACCUAAUAAGACACUUUAAGAUGAUGUUAAAGUCAGAAGUUAGGGUUAGUUUUUGUUUGAAUAACAAAAACUAGCGUUUAAUUUUUUGUAUUUGUUUGUGUAACAAUCUGGCAAUGCUGAUGCAAUUAAGACUCUGUUUCAAUCAGGUGAUGGAUAAUAUUUUAUGUGAAUAUGUCAUUUUUUUAUUUCAAGCAAUCCCAAAAUGUUAUCUGGUGAUAGACUGUGACCUUCCUUCCUCGCUGUUGGAGAUCACCUGUUUGCUUUGUGAUUGUGAGUGUGUUUGAGAGAAAGAUGCUCACAUUGGGGGAAAUAUAACAGUCUUGCAUGGCAGUAUUGUAGACUGUGGUACAUUGUAAAUAUGAGAAGUGAAGAGUGCAAUGAGAAAAUCCUCCUAACAAUAUAUCAUUUUAAAGAUGAUCAUUUUUGUUACUCAUCAUUGAUGACGUUGUUAAUUGUGUUCUCGUUUUUUCAAUGAUAUGUACGGUAGUAACCGAGUGACGUUACUACCGUAGGAGAUUUAUGUGUUGUAGAUAUUUGGUUUGAAUGUUUGUUAGGAUGAAAAUGGCUCAUGUUCAUUUAAUACUUUCAUCUGAAAUGUGGCUAGUGAAAGGGCUUUGGUGGCUAUAUGUGUGCUUGUGUGGUAGCCAACUUUUCAUUACUGCGCAAUAAUUGCUAAUUUACGCAAUAACAUCUAUAUAUAUCUCUCUCUCUCUCUU
This is a messenger RNA of Misgurnus anguillicaudatus (oriental weatherfish), 5170 nucleotides long. The record is from RefSeq and is a predicted model, not a curated record. Lineage: Eukaryota; Metazoa; Chordata; Actinopteri; Cypriniformes; Cobitidae.